UUUCCUCCAAUAGUUGUAAGUUAGCAAUCUUCGCGACAAGAAACAUGGUCGUCGUCCCUCGUCCCGCUGCGCCUUCCUCAGUGGUGGUCGCACUGAUUCCGUUUUACCAGAAAUGUUUUGUGCCAACGUUUCCACCAUCAUUGGAUUUGCGUCACGAUGAUGGGUACUAUGCAUCUUUGGAAGAGGCUACAACAGGGGGGCUGGAGACCUGGUUUGGUGAAGGCUACGAGGAGGUCGACGAUGACUCCUCUAGGUUUCUCUCUUGCUGCAGUGAGGACAAACGACGGUUUCCGGCAUUGGCUAUUGCCAAUGCAGUUGGUUAUCGUGAGGCACAUCUCAAAGAGCCUCUAGUUUCCUUCGCAGAACAGCUGCUUGGCGCCCAUGACGGCGAUUUAUCCAAACUGCCAUGUGCUGUGAGGUCGAGGAUUUCGGUGCUUCCGCGUUUACUCGAUACUUACGACAGAGGCGUCGCAGAAUUGCGUUCUUUGACGAAGCAGAUUGUGCGUCACAUCUGUUUCUCGAUAGGGAGUGAGCAAGAACCACUUUUGACGCCAUUUCUCACAACUCUGGACGAGAUGAGUCAAAUCCUCGCUGAGCGUGAGGAUAUGUCUUGUCCUGUAGAUCAGGCUUUGUUUUUUGAGAUACAACUGCAACUACAAUUAAGUGUUGAAACAUUUCAUUUUUUUUACAAGCCUUCUCUACUUGAGAUUGCAGCUACUAAAAAAUGAAAUGCUUCAACCUUUAAUACAAGGUGGGGACGCUAGUAGCAGUGGCGCAGACGAAGACGAAAGCGACGAAGUUGGGAGUUUACUGGUAGAACAAGGGAUGAAGAGGUCUCUCGGCUUUCAGUUUCCGCCUCCCGCGCAUCAUGCGUUUCAUUGGUCAAGUCUGAAACAGAGUUCGAUUUUAGAGGUGAAUCUUCACUCGAUUGCCUCUGUCGACGAACUACCUUUGCCGAAAAACUGGACGUGGGGAAGCAACCAUAAGAUCUGGGAGGAGGUAAAGAAUGAGGACCCUAUGAGCGUGAACAACUCAAACGUAAUGAAUUACGACCGAUAUGGACACAACGACAACACGUUUUUGUCGCAUUUCAUCGAACUGCAGGCCGUGAAGUUGAGCACGGCUUUGAGUGUUUUGCUGUCAGAAUUGUGGCAUUUGACCGAACAAGACGCGAGUGUUGCGGAAGAACCCGCUGUAUCCACAGAUGAAGCAGAAUCGCUCCCAGAGGAGAUUCCUAGUUUAGCGGAGAUCCGUCCACCUGCGGCCGCAAUCGAACGGCGGCGAAGACUGGAAGGUCAGGUUGUGGUUUUCCCCACCGAGUCGACGAUCGGGGAGCUGCCGCAGAGUAAGAUAGCACAGAUUCUACAAGAAACACUCGUUGAAAGGUCGCAGAAAGGCCUAGCAGUAGCAGAAGAGACUUCUCAGGAGGACGGCAGUGAGAAGGAAGCUGAGGCGGUUGCAGAUCCCGAAAUUGGUAAUGUCAUCUCAACAGGCGAUAAAGAUGAACGUUCAUCACCUUCAUCUUCUGAGAACAACAGUCCUGCAGAAGGUGGUCUACCAGCAGCUUUGACCUACAUCGAGUAUGCGCGAAAAAAGCAAUACACGCGGCAAGGACCUGACAUGUGCGUGACCCUAUUCGAUCAUGGAUUGAUCGAUAACUUUAAGGGGAAAUUGUAGAAAACACACUCACUGGUUUAUUAGCAAUCCGAAUCCCAUUGUCUCAGUCUCAAUUUUGAUGAGUCUCAGUUACAACUUUAGCUCUAAUUUCGAUGAAUCUCCCUCCUCCACUUCAGCAGGCACUCCUAGCACUGCUCCCGCCGCUCGCUGUCGUUGGUUGCGAUACCCGGAAGCUAGUCGAGUGCCUCUCACAGUGCUAGAACCUGCAACAACGACGGUCAGCAGUAUUGGUCUUCGUACUAGUGAGGAGGGCAGGCUUUUCACGGGUGUCCAGCAUUUGGCCAGGAAUGAUGAAUACUUCAAAGGUCUCCUCGCAGAAUAUGUCCAAGAACACCGAAAGUGGCGUGCCGGUGACGAGAGUAGCACUUUUCUUAAAGGCGCCGUCGUAGUAGUUUGCUAUGGUGUGCCGAUGUGUGGUGGUCACGGUGACCGGCUUCAUGGGAUCUUGAGUCUCUUCCUUUUCGCUCUCGUCACAAAGCGUGGCUUUCUGAUUGAUAUUCGACAUCCACAUCCUCUGAUUUCGGUUCUUUUUCCUUCCUUUCUCGACUGGCGAGUGCGGGUGGAGGAUUUACCUCUGAAUAACCGUGUGCAACUAGUAGAUUUACCAGAAAACGAGGUGGAUCGAACUUUGCGUGGUUUACGCAGAUCUCCGGAGACUGUUCUUGUUGGUACCAACCUGCGAUUCCAUUCCCUAAUGGCUGAGUGGUUGGAUCAAGAGCGUGGCUAUUUCGCACUGCCUCCAGGUUGGGUGUCGCAGGUCUGGAACUUGCUUUUUAAGCCCAGUCCGAGUGUGUUAGAACCUCUCAGGCGAUAUGGAGCAAGGAAGCCUUUCUUGGCCUUGCAUUUUCGAGCAGGGAACGAGACGCAGCAUAGCUUUGUGGAUCCUGCGAGACACAGCUUGCAACUGGUGGACUCGUUCUUGAAAUGUGCUGAAAAAGUAUCACAGGAAUUGGGUCUAGGAUUGACGAGCUUGUCAGAAGAGGUGGAUUCAUCAUCCGAUCUUGCUGGAGGACCAAUCUUGGAUCCAUCAACUCCCUGGUUUUUCUCCGGAGACAGCGAUCUGUUUUGGAAACAUGACAGUGUGAAAACUCUAGUGGAAUCUGGGAAAGCAAGGAGCUUUGUUGUUAAGAAGAAACGGUGACGAGGAUCAUGUGGUAAUUUUCCCACCUGCUUGGUUGUGUACUGUAAGGAGUUGAGAAAAUGAAAAAGCACGACAGCUAAUUCUCAUAAAUAUAUAAUGUUGAUGUGUUGUUAAUGUUAGGUCGUAUUACGAUCAUGUGCGACCACCCCAUUUUCUUCAUCUAACACCCAGUCUGCUCCGAACGCUGCGGACCAUACAGACAUCAUCCACGUGGAUAGGACACAAGGAGUUGGAAUGCAGGCAUACGAACGCUCUUGGUCGGAGUACAUAGGGCUGUCGCGAGCAACGGCACUGAUAAUUUCGAACUCGUUCUUUGGCGAGACAGCCGCUGAAAUAGGCAAUGUACCAUUCGUGUACUACGGGGAGGGGUGCAUUCCGGUGGAUUUGUGAUGCGGAUUCUUGACCCUAGUACUUGGUCGCAAUUAGUAGAUUUACCAGAAAUUUGCGUGGUAGAUCGAACUUUGCGUGGUUAAUGGUGAAGGUGAUGGUGAAGAUGGACGAUCGAAAUCAAAUGAAACAAGGCUACGUACCAUGUUGUUCUUGUUGGCAAUCAGCUUCAAUCAAUCAUCAAGUUGAAAAUUUGAAAGAAGUAAACUGCUCGUGUUAGUUCUUACAUCUACAUGGAUACGCAGCACAUUUUAUUGUGCUAAGGUGGUCUCAUGCGUUGUUGUGACAAAUGAUGUUUUCAUCUACCGGGACGUUCCACGAAACGACCGAAAUCAAGCAAGAGAAAUGCGGAUCGUUUUACAAGUGGAAUCAAUGCGGACGACAU
Amoebophrya sp. A25 is the source of this 3590-nucleotide messenger RNA. Lineage: Eukaryota; Dinophyceae; Syndiniales; Amoebophryaceae. The record is from the annotation of a GenBank genome assembly.